AUGGCCAAAUCCACACGCUCCAAGACCAAACGAGCUUACCGCAAGGUGAAAAGAGAGGACAGCGUUUAUGCAGUGGCACACGCAGCAAGAUUAGACCGCCUCAGCAAGAAACUCGCAGAUAUCGCUAACGUUACCGAACCAAGUACACAUCCUGAAAAAGACGAUGACAGCUCGGAGGAAAGAUUGGACAUGGAUGAACAAGGUUGGCCAAUCUUUGCUCUCUUUGGAUUGAUAGAUCCAGAUGAUAUCUCCAUUUUUACUAUCGGACACGACGAUGAGAGGCAACCAUGCUCCAAAGAAGAGACGUG
Molecule: messenger RNA, 308 nt
Organism: Acaulospora colombiana
Lineage: Eukaryota; Fungi; Glomeromycota; Glomeromycetes; Diversisporales; Acaulosporaceae
Source: the annotation of a GenBank genome assembly